Messenger RNA from Scomber japonicus (chub mackerel), 7787 nucleotides. RefSeq names its product zinc finger and BTB domain containing 20 (gene zbtb20). Lineage: Eukaryota; Metazoa; Chordata; Actinopteri; Scombriformes; Scombridae. The transcript has 4 exons. Gene Ontology annotation, molecular function: protein binding. Bases 365 to 2410 code for a protein of 681 amino acids. Gene Ontology annotation, biological process: regulation of cytokine production; negative regulation of transcription by RNA polymerase II; regulation of immune system process. The record is from RefSeq and is a predicted model, not a curated record.
GCACACUUGAACCGAGCUGCUCUAUGAAGGUAGGCUGCAGCGUGUGUUUAUUGAUGAGAUGAAAAGAAGAUGGAAGUGAGAAAUGAAACAAAGUAAAGGAACAUAUUAAAGAAAAAAAACUAUACGCGCUUCGUCGGGGGAAAACAGGGGGAGCCGUGGAAACGCUGUCGCCACUUUUUGAACGAGCUUCGAAGUGCGGAGCAACAUAUGAUUUGGACAGAGAGGACUGACAGCCUUGCCUAGCACCCGGCCUCUGAUCAGCCAUCUCCACCAGCAAACUGAGGCUUGACCCGCACUUCAUCACCAGCCACACAAGCAUCUUCGUAACAAAACGUCAUCUAACUGUGACAUCAGUUGCAAGGGGAUGACCGAGCGCAUUCAUAACAUCAAUCUCCACAACUUCAGCAAUUCUGUACUUGAGACCCUCAAUGAGCAGCGCAACCGUGGGCACUUCUGUGACGUGACUGUUCGGAUCCAUGGAAGUAUGCUGCGAGCUCACCGGUGCGUGCUGGCUGCUGGAAGCCCCUUCUUUCAGGACAAGCUGCUCUUGGGCUACAGCGACAUUGAGAUCCCUUCUGUGGUCUCAGUGCAAUCCAUCCAAAAGCUGAUUGACUUUAUGUACAGCGGGAUCCUGCGGGUAUCUCAGUCAGAGGCCCUGCAGAUCCUAACUGCUGCCAGCAUCCUACAGAUCAAGACCGUCAUAGAUGAGUGUACCCGCAUCGUGUCCCAGAAUGUUGGCCUGGCUGGGCCCGGGGGGUUCCCUGUUAUGCCAGGUGAUUCUGGUCAGGAAACACCCCGUGGCACACCAGAGUCCGGCACCUCCGGGCCCAGCAGCGACGCAGAGUCAGGUUAUAUGCAAGCAACAUCACAGCAAAGCGUGGAUCGUGCAUACACAUCACUGUACUCCUAUUCUAGCCUCUCUCUGCAGAAUGGCACCCGCGAGCGCCCUCUUUACCUUAACCCUCUGUCAACAAAUUACGAUCCAGCUCUCAGCACUCAGAAGGACCAGCAAUCUCAAGAUCCACCUUGGAUGAACCGCAUCCAGGAGAGAUCUCAGCAGGUUGAUCGCUUUAUCACCACAGCAGAGUCCACUCACUGCCGCAAGCAACCCCGACCGGUACGCAUUCAGACAGGAGGGAUGCACAUAAAGCAGGAGGCUGAAGAUGAGUACACUUGCUAUGAUAAUUUGGGGGACUGCCAAGACGACACUGACCAGACUGAGGGUGUAGAGAGUGAAUCCAAGGUUGAAAGUUUUGACUCAGGGGUGAGCUCCUCCAUCAGUACUGAGCCAGAUGCUAUGGAGCAGCAGCCGUACCUGACGGGCUUUGGCCGAGAGGGGGACGGGCAGCACGGGGAUGGAGGUCCGGUACAGAUAGAGGUCAAUGACUCGUCCCCAGAGCAAGUGCACGAGACAGAGGAUGGGGACACAUCCCACAGCACUAGUGACAGUAGCAUGAUGCAGCCCCUGCCAAACUCAGUCAUGUCCCAGUCCCUGCCAAGUGCCACGCACUACAUGCGCCAGGCAGAAUCACACACCAGCAACCUGAGGAUGCCGCUCACCGUGACCAGCAAUUCUCAAGUGAUGGGCACUGCUGGAAGCACCUUCCUGCCCACACUCUUUCCUACACAGCCGGCUAGAGACACCAAGCCUUUCCUUUACCUUCCUGGCCAGCAGCAACCCCAGUUUGUGGCAGUGCCGCCCCCUGCAAUGCCAUCAUUCCCGAACCCGAUGUCGGUACAGCAAGCGCCAGCUCAGCAGCAACAGGCUGCAGGAGGAAUUGGUCAGGGGGAAAAGAAGCCCUAUGAAUGCACUCUCUGCAGUAAAACCUUUACUGCAAAACAGAACUACGUCAAACACAUGUUUGUCCAUACUGGUGAGAAGCCUCAUCAGUGCAGCAUCUGCUGGCGCUCGUUCUCCCUGAAGGAUUACUUAAUCAAACACAUGGUGACACACACAGGGGUGCGGGCCUACCAGUGCAGCAUCUGCAACAAGCGUUUCACCCAGAAGAGCUCUCUUAAUGUCCACAUGCGGCUGCACCGUGGAGAGAAGUCCUAUGAGUGCUACAUCUGCAAGAAGAAGUUCUCACACAAAACCCUGCUGGAGAGGCACAUGGCCCUGCACACCACAGGCAGCGCCAUCACAGGGUUGUCGGGGAGCGCAGGUACCCCAGGCCCAGUCUCCAUUUCCAUCCCUAUGGCUGUCCCUGAGCCUGGAGCUGGAGUGGUGGCCCUCGCCAUGCCAGUGAGUGGAGGUGCUGGAGUUGGUGCUGGGGUUGGAACAGGAGUGGGUGUAGCUGCAGAAGCGAGCUGCCAAGAAGGGACCACCUACGUGUGCUCCGUCUGCCCUGCCAAGUUCGACCAAAUGGAGCACUUCAAUGACCACAUGCGAAUGCAUGUCUCCGAUGGAUAAGUACAAAUAGAUAAACUUCUUUCAAAAAGAAUGACAAAUAAAAUGGCACUAGAUUUUCCUUUUCUUAUUUUGAGGUAUGAAGAGUAAUGAGUAUAGACACUGGCACAUUAAGUUUCCCAAAAAAAAAGAUUUUUUUUUUCUGUUAUUCUAAAAGAAAAAAAAAGAUGGUGGCCUUAAGGCUUAGUAGUUUGAUAUUGAUCUACUGGAUGGAUCCUAACUACAGGCCUCUAAAUGUAUGCUUUCCUAAAAUACUGAUUUAUGUGUUGAACACUACCGAAAGGCCUACGAAAGAAACACAUACACACAAACACACCUUUAGUGUAGAUACGUCUGAGAGAAUAUACAUGUGCAUUAAUGUUUGAGCGUCGCAUGUGUCUGUCUGUUCGUCUGUGCAAGCCUGUGUGUGUGUGUCUCUGUGUGUGUGUGUGUGUGUGUGUGUGUGUGUGUGUGUGUGUGUGUGUGUGUGUGUGUGUGUGUACAUUGCCAUGAAACAUAAAUCAUGGCAGUUGUGAACCCAUACUGACCAGUUUGGAAACUAUAGAUGUCCAAGCUUACUGUGGUAUAAUUUACAACAACAAUAACAAAAAAAUCAUCUGGGGUCGGGCUACAUAUUCCCUCUAAAAUACUGAUGGUCACAAGAUUGCCUUCUUAUGUAAAAUAAAAAAAGGAGAGUAGUUAAUUUGACACUGGGUUUUAUUUAUUCCUAUGGUAUUAAGGGAUUAUAAUGCAGCUGUUGUCAAGGUACCAAUUUCAAUUAUUUUACUGAGAUGUAACUUCCCAUUGUUGGUGAUGGGGACAAAUAUUUCUCACAUGUUUUAUAAUUACUGUCCAUGCAUUUUGAUGGUUAAAAUUAAGUUGACUAAAUUAAGGGUGUGUUGAUGAGACAGUAUUUGAGCAAAAAUAUGUUUCUUUUUUUCUGAAGUUUGGAGUUUAACUCAUUUGCAUACACUGCCACUAAUAUCUUAAAAAGACUGUUAAGGCUAGUAGACCUCUUCCAUUUCAAAACAUGAGAAAAAAAGAAAGAUUCUUUUGCUGAUGGGUUUUUGAGCCUUUUACAUUCACAGUUUAUGGCAGGCUGGAACAUGUGACUAAACUCUCUCCUUCAUAAUUGCUGCUCUUCAACUUGCACCUGACUGUUAUGGGAUGUAGAUUUAAAAAAGACAAAAAAGGACUUGUCACUUCAACUGUUGUUAUUGAAUAGCCUAUACGGUUUUAAUUUGAUAAUGGAAUUAUGUAUUGGGGUUGGGGGGAUUUAGGCUAGUUGUUGAUUGGAACAGUGUUAAAGAGGGAGGAAUUGAAUUUGAAUCAAAUUUGAAUUGGAAAUAAAUGCCAUCCUGAUCUGAGAAUCCCUGUAUAACCUGUUCAUUACUAUUGCAAAGCUAUUUUAGCAGGUGGGAGCUGAAUGCAUGACUCUUUAUGUACUAGCUCCCCCUGAAGGCUCAAAUGGCAUGCAACAUUUUGAAAGGAAAUACGGCCUCAAAGCAAAACAAGUAGCUCCAUUGAUAUCACACUGUUUCAUGAUAUACCACAAGUUGCAGAUGGACUUUCUAGACAAUAGUAUACAUUCCUGAUUUUUCUAAAAAAAAAGAACCUAGACACACAUGUACAGAAUAGAUUCGGAAGCUAGUGUGCGCAAGUUGUCAUCCAUGCAUCACAUCACUUAAGGCUCAUUUUUGAUAUUUGAAUUGUUUUAUUUUUUUUUAAUUGCUUUUCAUCCAAAAUAGGACACACAUAUGCACACACGCAUGCACACACACACACACACACACACACACACACACACAGACACAUUUACACACACACACACUCGAACACACACCACACAAAUGCAACUGCAAUCUGAAGGAUUUGCUCAUUUAUGUGAGCAAACACUUUUUGUAGUUGUAUGGUUAAAAGAAUAACUAACUGCAUACAGCGGUCUUAAAAAGACCAGCUGUAGGUUUUAAAAAAAACAAAGUGCUACUUUGCACAUUUUCUUAAAAUGCCUGUGCUUAAUAUUUAAUCAUUUUCCUUAAAUGAACUAUGAUUUCUUUUAUUCAAUUUCAAAGGAAAAAAAAAACAUUUUUUAAAUCUUGAUAAGUGGACUGCAUUAUUUUCUUGCAUAUAUGUUGCACUGCUUAAACCAAUAAGUGCACUACUGUUAACAGAGAUAUUAUAGUUUUAGAAAAAAAAAGAGGAUUUUUUUUAAUCUAACAUUUGGUUGUAGAGUUCACAUGUAAUAGAAUAGCUUUGUUUCAGUUAUUCAUUAAGUAAUUCAGCGGUUCUUGGCUUUUGUUAUUGCUUGCAGUUACCUACAGUAUAUACUCAUGCCGUGUUAAUGCAAGCAUUUAUUUUUAUUUAAAUUUGUACCAUUACGUGUGCUCAUCUAUGUUUUAACCUUUUAAUUCAUUCUUUUAUGGAGUCAGUUCCCUAUAACAGUUAUUCAAUUGCAUUUCUUUAGAAACAGACAGACUUUUCCUACAAGAACAUCCAAGCCAAACAACAUUAACAGUGAAACAACAACAGUAAUAAUAAACACAACUCCCGUCCAACUCCGUUGGCGGAGGUAAUAAUAAUAGCUAUUAUUAUAUUAUUAAUAAUAAUACAUUUAUAAUGUGUGUGUGUGUAACAUAAAUGAUAUACGUGUCCUAGAACAACUAUGUGUGGGUUUAAGGGUGUGGUGAGGUGAUGGAAUGCAGCUUCUUUGAUAUCUGUCUGUCAGUUGUACACAGUUGUGUCCCUUCCUUAGUGUUCGUAUGUCUGUGAGUGUCUGUGUGUUGGUAUAUAGCCUAAUCAAACAGUUGAUAAGUGGAAUAUCUGAACUGUAGGGCUUCCUUUGCAAUAUGCAGCGCAGGUACUAUGAGAAGCAGUUCUCCAAACCUUUUGGGCUAAUAAGGCACCUGUGACAUUUGUUCGGAGAUUUGACUCAAGCCUAGGUCAAGUACUGUUGACUUCAUUGUGCCCGUGUGGAGAAGUAAUGUCAAGCAUUUUGAUGCUGAAUUUCAUAUAAUUGCGACUAGAUUUCAAAUCCCUGUGGAGUCGGUUGAAGUGAGGUCAAGUGAUGAACAUACAGUAUGAGACCCAGAAAGUUCCUGUAUUCUGGUUUCUCCUCUGCUAAGAAAAAAAAAUCGGUCACAUAUGAAAUAUGCUGAAAAAAAGCAUGAGGUGAGUCCUCAGUAAAAGUAGCACAUUAUUUAACAUUUGAUCGGGCCUGUCUCCUAUGGUGUGCAUAUAAGCCUAAAUUGUAUGGUUCCUGUUUGUAGCUGUGGUUGCCAGGAUGGCAAUAUUGCUGCAUGCUAGUGCUAUAUUUGUCUCUACACAGCACGUGGAGGGUAAUCUCUUGCCUUAACAGACAAUGCACUAAAUAGAAUAUGUAAGCAACUGCCGAGAUCUCUUUCCAACAGCAUUGCCACAAGUUUGGCACACAGCUCAUGACGUUGGUGUUUGUUGUCUGUUCAGUACCAAGUUUAAACACUGCCAAAAAUGAACAUCAUCACUUCUUUGAAAGCAAAGGCAGAGACAUAAAUUUCAGUGUAAUGUGUGUAUUCAGUAAUCUAGCAUUCCUUCAUGGCACCUAAAUUUUUGCAUAUUUUGUGUAAACACAUAUAUCAAAUGCACUAUUGACUGUAGCUAGAUGAGUACAACCAGCUUUGUGGUAUCAUUGGUCUAAAUAGUAGGUUAAGUAGCUCGAUGUUGGUUUUUUGAGAUAUUUGAUUUCAGAAUUACACUAUCAAUUGUUUCUCUAUCAUUUUGGGGUUUUUUUUUCUUGGAAUAACAAAAGUAGCCAAUCUCAACGUUAUCCGGAUGAGGGCUAAUAACUCGUCCCAUCGUCAAGUUGACUUCUUGUAUCAUAAGGUGUUUGAUAGCAGACCAGGCUCGGAAGGGGAAGAACCUUCUCUCCAGUGUGUCAUAAACAUGCUAUAGCAUACCCAGGCGUUUUUCCCCCCGUCCCCUUGUUGCAUUAGCAUCACAUGCUCUUCACUGUCCAUAGUUAUAUAUUCCUUAUACUGCUUCAGCUACUCGUGGUGGUGCUUAAUUCUCUUUUCUCAGUGUUGCAAAAAAAGUUGAUUAAAAAUUGUUUUUUCAAAAGCGUUGCAACAUAAUCCAGAAAAUAAGUCCUUAUCUCAAUUGUGCUUCUUCUAGUUGUUAGUUUUUAAAAGAAAAAAAAAGAGUCUAGACUUCUGUUUGCAAAGUGUACGCGUAUUUUCCAGAACAAAACAUAUUGAAUCGUAGAUAAUAGCCUUGAGCCUGCAGCUGUUUGUAUUGUGUUUCAAAUAUAUUACUGUUCAUGUUUUGUUUAUCUUAGCAUAGAGACGAAGAGUCUACAGUACAUUGUUGUCCUUCUUGCAGUAUGUUUAAUUCAUCGUUAUACUUCUUUAUUUCACACUUACUCUUGCUUUUUCUUUCCUGGUGAUCAUAGUGGUGUUGUUUAUACAUAGCUUCAUGCGGCUGGAUAAAGGAUAGUCAGUUAUUGAGUAAUAUUUCACAGUGUACUAUAUAUAUGCAUACGGUAUAUACGCUUUGCAUUGAAAUGAAAACAAGGAAAUGGUAAGAUGGUGAGGGUCUUGUUAAGUGAGGAACAGGUUCAUUCUAUUUUGAUAAGCACGUGUCUGUCUUCCUGUUUGUCUUUCAGUCUGUCUCCACACAUUUUAAUCCAGAUUUUUUUUUUCAAAGCAUGAAUUAAGUCACAAAGUUGAGAAUAGAUUACAGAAAACACCUUUCAGAUAAUACUUUACUGCAUUUUUUUUGUCCUUCUACAGUACACAUAAGAGUGAAAUAGAUCUUACAAAUAUACUAUAUAUAUAUAAGAAUCACCGUCUCCACACAGAUUAAGAAUACAUUUUCAGAUAGUUUUAGUUUUCAGAUAGAAAAACGUAAUUGCAGCUACCUACAGUACCUUGUGGGAUAUAGGGAAUAUGCCUAUCAAGUGCCUAUCAGUACAUACAGCAACUAUACAGAAUAUUCAUAGUUUUUCUCUCCUACGUUGCACAUAUACAGUAUAUACACAAUGGUCUAUUAGAAAUAUACUAUUUAUGCUAUUACUGCUAAAACCUGGUGGUUGUGAGUGCAUCCUAAGAGAACCCUUUAAAAUACCUGAAAUGUCCUAUUCAUAAACAGCAAAGGCUACAUCUGUAUUUUUAUUUUACAUUCAUACUGUUUGGAGGAUUCAAAGAUAUCAAAUGCAAUCACAAUUUAUAUUUAAAAGAAUAUACAAAUAGGUAGGUUCAGAUUGUAAUGUGAAAUCUUAAAAUUGGAUGACCAUUUUCUUCUGUUACGUUGCUCGCUCUCACAGGUGUUUAGCAUCUUGCACAUGCCCUUUAAAAAAAAAUUCUCUUUUUUUUUACCAUUUGCAAACAAGCCAUAUAAUGUACUGUAUGGUUUUUUUUCGGGGGGGGGG